Molecule: messenger RNA, 1734 nt
Organism: Naegleria lovaniensis
Lineage: Eukaryota; Heterolobosea; Eutetramitea; Acrasida; Naegleriidae
Exons: 1
Coding region: 1-1734 (577 amino acids)
Source: RefSeq, a predicted model, not a curated record
AUGGGCCACCGGAUGGAAAAUGAUUUGAGGUCUAUGAAAUCUAAAAGACAAGUAUCCAUUCAAUCAAUGUUUAUCUCAGCAUUUGCACGAAUUAAGGAGAAAGGAUUGUCUUCAAAUUUUUUCACAACUCGAAUGGAUAAGCAAAUAGCAUCUUGGGCUUUUGUGAGCGACCUUAUUACCAGCUGUGAAUAUUUCAAAUACUUUACUGAUUUCGAUUAUUAUAGAGAGUACAUUUACACAGGUCUUCGUGUUUUUACUAAACCACAAAUAGAUAACUCUAUUCCAUGUUGGGAGUAUAUUUUAACAUUAAGAACAUUGACAAACAAGAGCGACAUAAUAUCACUACAACGAAUGGUUUUUGAUUGGGCCAUUCUCAGACCGUACAAAAAUGAUCCAUAUACUGUCAUUCUCAACUUUUUGCAAUCCACUUCGGACAUGCUUGCAAAUUUUAUGGACCGUGGAGAAGCUGAGACAGUAUCACUACAAGUAGCUUUGAAUUCUAUUUUUGAUGGUAUUACUGAUUAUUUGAAAUGCAAACUUUCAGUUGAAAGAAGAACCAACUUCAUGAAAAAUCUGAUCUUUCAUUUAAUUCAGGGUAGUUUUAACAACUCCACCAGCUGCAUGGCAAUAUCUAUUUUUAAACAAUUUAAACAAUAUUUUCAACCCAGUUACAGUGAUCUCUUUCAACAACCAUUGCACAAAUAUAUACAAGUUAGAAGCAACUGGAUUACUUCCUUUCCUGUUCCUACCAUCAAUACCGACAACCAAUUAUUAUUGUUGGAAUAUUUCUUAAAUUCACUUUCAUUUUCGACAGAGUUCCUUCUCAAAUUCACUCUAACUCGGAAGAAUGGAGCAGCAUUUGCCAAAAUAGGAUUUUUAUAUUAUGCAAGUCCAAAUGCAAAACCAACAUGUGACUUUAUCAAAUACUCAAGGAUUACGGAUGUAGAUGAUAUAAUUCGGACAGUCUUGGAGUGUCGUAAGGUGUACGAAAAAUUUGGAAAAAUGAAACGUUUUGAGAAAGAUUUUGAACGAAGAGUCAACGAUUUAUGUUUCAGUAACGAUAUAAUAAUGAAAUUAUUCAAGUUGCGAAUAAUUUCCAACUCCUUCAGAGACAAUUAUAUCAAGGACAUGUUAUAUUCUAAUUGGAAUCGAGACACAAUUUCUGAUUUUGAUCACACAUUAACAACCAUAUUGCAACAAACACAAACCAUGCUCUCUGAGUACAACUUUCAUGAAGAAACAACCUGCACGAACAAUUCCUUAGAACAGAUCAAAAUUCCAUGCAAUUACUUGACGGAACUUCAUUUCGAUUAUUGGGAAUUAAAAGAAUCUGCGGAAAAAUUUCCCAAAUCCAUACUGAACCAAAAAUCCAUAGAAUUUAAACGAGUAGGACACGAUUGUUUAUUUCAGUCUAACCCUGUGGGUUUACUCUUACUCAGUCUUCGAGUAGUAAAGAAGCACGACGCUGACGCCUUACAGAAAGCAUUGAAUCAUGCAUUCUUUACUCAGUUUUGGAAUUCAACAGUGACAGUACCAUAUUUGUACGACUGUUUGUAUCCACAACCUGUAGCCAUUGGAAAUGAAACGAUCUAUUGCAAGGAGAACUCGUAUGGUGACGAUUAUUAUCGUCGAGUGUAUUUGAAAAAGAUGACAGUGAAACAAUUAUUACAAGAGAUUUUGGAACAGUCUCAUAUUCUUGAAAAGAAGAAAAAACCCAAUACAACCUUGUAUUAA